AGAAGAUUUAAAAAGAUUAAUAGAUAUUGAUUUAAAUAUUACUACAACUUUGAAUUUAAAUGCUAUAAUUUUCAAUAAUAAUACAGAUUUUUAUCAAGAUAAUGAUCAAAGAGAAGCUAAUUCAAAAAAUAAAGAAGAUCUUAAUUUGAAAAUUUGA
Molecule: messenger RNA, 157 nt
Organism: Funneliformis caledonium
Lineage: Eukaryota; Fungi; Glomeromycota; Glomeromycetes; Glomerales; Glomeraceae
Source: the annotation of a GenBank genome assembly